ACUGCACAGCACUUCGUCGUUAAGUAAGCAAUCACUGAUUUCGGCUUAACACUCUCACUUGUAAUUUGCAAAAGGCAAAAAUACUCGAGCAUGAUCCUCCAAUCUGCUUCAAUUCGGGGCGGGGAUUGAACUUUAGACUUAUAUUCUGAAAUUCUACCCAAUGGAGAGUAUUCGUCAUGGUACUAUUCGACCUCGAGAUGGGUUUCCUGACAUUUACAGGAGGGAAUUGGGCUUGUCCCAUUCUCGCGAGUUUGCUCGACGAUUUUUAGCUUCCGAGGCCAUAGUGAAGCAAAUGAAUUUGUAUGGGAAGUUGAAUGGUCAUGAUGGGUGCGUAAAUGCUGUGGAGUUUAACUCUACUGGUGAUCUUCUUGUCUCAGGCUCUGAUGACCAGCAAGUUAUGUUUUGGAAUUGGGCAUCCAAAACUAAGUUGUUUGAAUAUCCUUCUGGUCACUCUGACAACAUAUUUCAGACAAGAAUUAUGCCAUUUUCUGACGACCGCAAAAUAGUGACUUCUGCUGGUGAUGGAGAGGUAAGGCUUGGCCAUCUCUCAGAUGAUGGUACGAUAGAAACUACUACGUUGGGGAAGCACCAAGGUUCUGUAUACAAGCUUGCUUUGGAGCCAGGAAGUCCUCAUGUACUGUAUAGCUGUGGUGAAGAUGGUUUUAUCCAACAUUUUGAUCUGCGAACUAGUUCUGCUACAAAACUUUUCCGUUGCUCCUCAUUGACAGGGAAUAAUAAGCAACCUUCGAACAGGAUAAGGCUGAAUUCUAUUGUGAUUGAUUCAAGAAAUCCAAAUUACUUUGCAAUUGGAGGAUCGGAUGAAUAUGCGCGCGUUUACGACAUAAGAAAAUGCCAGUGGGAUGGGACAAGUAAUUCAGAUAGACCUGUCAACACUUUUUGCCCUCAUCACUUAAUUGGCUCAAAUCAUGUCCAUAUCACGGGAUUGGCUUACUCUAGCCUGAGCGAACUCCUUGUUUCUUAUAAUGAUGAACUCAUCUAUUUAUUUCAGAAGAAUAUGGGGUUGGGUGGUUCACCUUCCUCUGCUACAUCUGAGGAGUUAAAUACACUUCAACAGGCACGAGUUUACUCUGGUCAUAGAAAUGCACGGACGGUUAAAGGAGUGAGCUUCUUUGGCCCUAAUGACGAAUAUGUCUUGAGUGGCUCUGAUUGUGGUCAUAUUUUCAUCUGGAAGAAGAAGGAUGCUAAGCUGGUGAGAUUAAUGGUAGGUGAUCAACACGUUGUAAAUCAACUCGAGGCCCACCCACAUAUUCCCCUUCUUGCUACUUGCGGUAUUGAAAAUGAUGUGAAAAUCUGGGCUGCUCAAGCGAGUGAUAUUCCUCCAGUUCCUGAAAAUGUAGAAGAGAUAAUGGAGGCAAAUAAACAUGGGAGAGAAGAUCGAUCACGUGUAACUCUUACUCCCGAUGUUGUAAUGCAUGUUCUGCGCUUGCAGAGGCGGCAGACAUUGGCAUAUGGUGAAAGAAGUUAUAGUAGAGCUGAUAUUGUGGGAGAUGAAGAAAAUGCAGGGGGCUACUUCUUGGGAGUUGUAGACGAUGCCUCUUCUGAUGAGGAAUCUUCAGGAAAUUCUAGAGAUUGUAACAUCAGCUAGGCUUGAGGAGGUGGGUAUGAUUGUUGAUGGCUGCCUAAGUACUCGGGAAAAAAGAAAAUUUUAGAGCUUCCGACUGUUAAGGCAGAAUCAUGUACAUACAAUAUGUGUAUGAACUUAAUUUGAUGACCUCGUCAUUUGUAUAGAGUUUGGUUGAGAAUUGUGCCUCCUCCUUUUGGUGUGUAGCCUUUUUUUCCCCUUUGUUUGAGGCAUGGUCACACGCUUGAAUGUAAGCACUUCUUUCAGCAAAAAUUCAAAUCAUGAUUUAUCACGUUGUGAGUUACUAACCUUUCUGUUCGAAUUAACUCUUGUAGAUGUGUGCAA
Neltuma alba is the source of this 1927-nucleotide messenger RNA. Its product is annotated as DDB1- and CUL4-associated factor 8. The transcript has 5 exons. The coding region runs from base 161 to 1606 and encodes 481 amino acids. NCBI's taxonomy places the organism in Eukaryota, Viridiplantae, Streptophyta, Magnoliopsida, Fabales, Fabaceae. Gene Ontology annotation, molecular function: protein binding. Gene Ontology annotation, cellular component: Cul4-RING E3 ubiquitin ligase complex; cytoplasm. The record is from RefSeq and is a predicted model, not a curated record.